AUGGUCGAGCUCGAUCAUUUCGACGUCCAUAUCAUUCAAGAUGACCAGCCUGCCAAGGAGCAUCUGGACAGCCAGGCAGAAGAGACUGCUACUUCAGCGACGAGAUAUGCAGAGAUCAGGGAAGACAAGAAUUUCGAAAUCAGGUUGACAGUGAAAGAGACCUUCCGCCUUGAUGAUUUUGAUGCUCUCUCCGUCGAGAUCACCUUUGACGGCGAACAUGCUGGUGCUCUGUGUUAUCCGAGGGCGCAUUUCACCCUAGGCAAACCAUAUACCGAUUCUGUGGCAGGUUUCUCAAAGCUCGUUGACGGGAAAACAAUUAUGAAGAACUUCUAUUUUGCUGAGACAGCUACUAGACAUGUCACAAGCGACGAGCAACUGGAUGACCUUCGAGAGAGAUUCAAAGACCAGGGCUCGAUUCGGGUUGAGAUCUCUAGAGUGUCCGGAUACUCAUUCAUAAGGACGGAGAACGACGAAGAAGACAAUCAGGACAAGAGAUAUCCUAAGAGUCUGGUCAAGGAGAACGGAUCUACUUCCAAAGCCAGCUUCACGACGACGGAAAAGCAUGAGAUUGUGUACACUUUCGCCACAACUAAAGAGGAGAGUCCCAUGGCAACUUUCUGUUUCAAGUACAGGACUAUUGGCAAGUUUGCAAGACUGACUGCUGAGUAUCCAGGAGAAACUAUCGUCAUUGAAGAUGACAUGGAUGUUGCAGCCGAGAACGAGAGACUUAAGCAAGAAGUCGGGGAACUUCGUGCCAGAGUGAAGAAAGAGGAGGCUGAAGACUACCGAAAUACACGGCAGAGGAAGCGCAAACGACUUGAGGUUGCAAAUGGAGGAGAGGUUGAGAUGAUUGAUGAAAGACCCGCAACCCGUCGAAAGCCCGCUAGUGAGGAUGAAGUGGUUGUGCUUGAAGAUUAA
Molecule: messenger RNA, 918 nt
Organism: Lithohypha guttulata
Lineage: Eukaryota; Fungi; Ascomycota; Eurotiomycetes; Chaetothyriales; Trichomeriaceae
Exons: 5
Coding region: 1-918 (305 amino acids)
Source: RefSeq, a predicted model, not a curated record